Molecule: messenger RNA, 558 nt
Organism: Lathyrus sativus (Indian pea)
Lineage: Eukaryota; Viridiplantae; Streptophyta; Magnoliopsida; Fabales; Fabaceae
Source: the annotation of a GenBank genome assembly
AUGAAUAAUUGUUGGUCAAAUUUUGGGGUGCAACAUGGUGUUGACAACAUUUGGAUUAAACCAGGUGCUAAAGUCCUUUACCUAGGAGCUGCUUCAGGAACAACUGUCUCUCAUGUGUCUGAUAUUGUUGGUCCCACUGGAGUUGUGUAUGCAGUAGAGUUCUCCCACCGAAGUGGGCGUGAUUUGGUUAACAUGGCCAAAAAGCGUACUAAUGUUAUUCCCAUUAUUGAAGAUGCUAGACAUCCAGCCAAGUACAGAAUGUUAGUUGGCAUGGUAGAUGUCAUAUUUUCUGAUGUUGCUCAGCCUGAUCAGGCAAGAAUUUUAGGUCUGAAUGCUUCAUACUAUCUUAAAGCCGGAGGCCAUUUUGUUAUAUCCAUCAAGGCCAAUUGCAUUGAUUCUACAGUUCCUGCAGAGGCAGUGUUCACUAGUGAAGUGAACAAGUUGAAGGCAGAUCAAUUUAAGCCAUCUGAGCAAGUGACUCUUGAACCAUUUGAGAGGGACCAUGCUUGUGUUGUUGGUGGAUACAGAAUACCUAAGAAGAAGAAAGAUGCUGAAUAG